UUUGGUUUGGACAAAAACAACACAAUCAACUUUUCUAUAAUAAACCCACCUAAACAAGCUCUUCAUUUCUUAAUUUUUAUCUUAAAAGUUAGAGCAACCCACUAGCAUCACCAAAAGCAGUUCUAAUCAUUCACCUGUCAAUCACCAAAGCAUUAUUAUCAAAAACAAGACAAACUAAAAACAGUGAAACACAGCAUUUGUGCUUUGUUCAAACAUAGAAAAAAAAGGACAAAAAUGGCAGGAAUGCUUCCAGGAGUUGAAUCAGCUAGAAGAAGACGUGUCCAUAAGUGUGGAGGAUUUUCUGAUUCACCAUCUUUUUCUUCUCAUAACACCUCAAGACGUUCUUCUUUUUGUUUGUAUGCAAGUAACCAUGAAUCUCGUAUUUCCUCAUCUUCUUCAAUGCAAAGAAAUAUAUUAUACCAGUCACACCAAGAUGAGAAUAUGGUAGGAGCAGCUAGAGCAGCCAAACAAAGAUUGGAUGACAAAUUCAGAUCACAAAGGGUAUCAGAAAACAUAAGGAAAAAGAACAUGAAGUGUGUGGAAGGUAGAAAAGAAAGCAUAGAAGAGUUACAAAGUGAGGUAUAUGGGACAAAGAAAAGUGGUCCAAGGAAGUUCAGUUGGAGCAAAUUGAGCUGGAAAGCAUCAGAACAAGAGGAUUGUGCUGUGUGUUUGGAAUCAUUUAAGAUUGGAGACAAAUUGAUUCCUUUACCUUGUGCACACAAGUUCCAUUCCACAUGCUUGAAGCCUUGGUUAGAAAAUAAUUCACACUGUCCAUGUUGUAGAACUACCAUUCUUUCCCUCUAGAUUUUUAUUUACUUUUACCUUAAUUGUCUAAAUUUGUUGAUGACUUUGUUGGAUGAAUGAAGUGAGGAAUUUUUUCCUUGACUUGCGUUUUCUUAAACUAGUAAUGAACUAAUAAUAGAUGCAUAUUAA
This is a messenger RNA of Medicago truncatula (barrel medic), 933 nucleotides long. Its product is annotated as probable E3 ubiquitin-protein ligase RHY1A. Lineage: Eukaryota; Viridiplantae; Streptophyta; Magnoliopsida; Fabales; Fabaceae. Bases 235 to 804 code for a protein of 189 amino acids. Gene Ontology annotation, cellular component: nucleus. Gene Ontology annotation, biological process: ubiquitin-dependent protein catabolic process. The transcript is spliced from 3 exons. Gene Ontology annotation, molecular function: ubiquitin protein ligase activity. The record is from RefSeq and is a predicted model, not a curated record.